Trypanosoma conorhini is the source of this 2577-nucleotide messenger RNA. RefSeq lists its product as uncharacterized. Lineage: Eukaryota; Euglenozoa; Kinetoplastea; Trypanosomatida; Trypanosomatidae. The record is from RefSeq and is a predicted model, not a curated record. The coding region runs from base 1 to 2577 and encodes 858 amino acids. The transcript has a single exon.
AUGGGUGGCCAACACCACGCGAGGGAUCUGCAGGAGGCGCUGGAGUGCUGCCAGCCGUAUGAGCUUCUGAGUGGGCCGCUGCGGCAGCGGGUGUCGCUGCAGGCGUACAGGCAGCACAGCGUGCACUUCGCCGCGAUGCGGUACCGCAGCUAUCAGCGCCUCCCCGACUUCCUGCGUGCCGGCAUGACGGAGCAGAGCUACUACGAGGUCCUCGUGGCCCACCUGCAGGAAAACCUGCAGCUUUACCCGUACGUGCACAUACGCAAAGUCACUCACUACACGCGCGAGACGCCGCUCAGCUACUACACCACAAUGAUUGCGGAGCUGCUGAAGUCGGAGCGCAGCUACGACACGCUGCCCAACUUCACCGCGGUGGAUGUGCUUAACAGUCUUGGGAUAGGGCGGAACCAGUACCUUGAGCUGACGAAGGAGGUGCGAAGCAAACUCCGCUGGCACAUCAACCGGCAGUUUGUGCGGAGUCACCUGCCCUCCACGCUGCUCCCGUCGGUGACGCUUCCACCGUUUUGGAGCGUCUUUGCCGUGGAGGUGCCGGCGGAGGCGGUCAAGAAGGCCGCGCUGAGCAACGAGGAGUCCGCGUUGCACCGUUACCUCCUCAAACUUCAGGUGGACAAGAAGGACGGCGGUAAUCGUGGCAGCAGCAGUGGGGGCUGCCGCUUCGCCUGUGAGUUUCCCCGCGGCGCCAUCCACGCACUGUACCGCAGGGGCUUUGUCUGCGCCACCUUCUCGGUGGCGCCGGAGGAUCAAAUUGUGGUGCCGCCGCUGGAGCGCUUUGUGAUGAAUCGCACCUCCGACGACCCAACGGAAGUGCUGCUGUACAAGGUGCUCGCCACAGCCGACAAUCGCACCUCGCUGAGCCUCCUCGCGCAGCUGCUGAUGCUUGACGAGGCGGACGUCUGCGCGGCGGCCGAGGUGUACAUUCGCCUCGGUCUUGCGCAGCUGAAGACGGUGCACAUUCCAGAGGAGAUUUUAGACUCCAUGGAGGGCGUGCAUGAAACGUGGCGCGGUGUUGUGCAAGAGCGCCUGUCAGUGGCCUCCGCCGUCUCCGGUGCGGGCGCCGCGUCGCUGUCGUCGCUGACCGCCGAGGCAUCAGAGGCGGCGGGGGGAGGCGCAAGCGGGGACGCGGGCGCCAGCAGCAGGAGCCAUCCACCGAGGCGCAUAGCCCUCCUGUACGACGCCAGUCUCACUGGGUUUCUUAUGAUGACUAACCUGAGCGCCGACCCCACCUUUAAGCAACACGCCGUGACGCUCUUUGAGGUGGGAAAGCUGUCAGAGGAGAUGGUUGGGAGCUUCAUCGAGAAACUGGAGCAGGUGGAUCUCAAGCCGGAGGACGACCUUGGGGGCGAGGCGGUGAAGUACAUUCACAGUGUGCUGAGUCUCCGCGAGGUGCUCAAGGCGCUGCGGCGUGUGGCGGGGCCGGAUAAGGAGUCCGGCGUGGAUAUGCUGAAGGUGGAGUCCAUGAAUGAGCUGGAGCCCACUACGCGGUACUCCGUCUUGGGAAGAAAUUACUGGGCGUAUUUCGUGACCUCCCCCAUAUCGUAUGCCCCACUCAUUGAUGUCGCACUCAAUGGGGUGUACGGAAGCACGGUGAGUCUCAUGCCGUCGCCGUGGAUGACGUUGUACCUCUACAACAAAAUGGGCACUGGACCGCCCUCACUGCUGCUGCCCGUGGGGGCGCGUCUCGUGGCGUGGCCGCCACUGCUGCAGGACACGGAAAAGAGUGUCGCCAGGCUGCGCCUGCAGCCGCUUACGAUGGAUGCGGAAAUUACGUACGUCGAGGCGGCGACGUCGAUUAUUUUGUUGAAUGAAAUGACGGCCAUGGCGCCCAUUUUCGUCCAACGUGUGGAGGAUGUGCCGCUGCAACGCGCGGUGGAAGGCGGAUUUCUGGUGGAGUCGCCCACACACACCGCCCUGGACGUCAUGGUGCCCUUCACCGCCUCGGACGAGGAGGCCGUGGCGUUGCUGCGCGCGGCCGCGCUGCAGCAGUCCCAGGCGACCGCAGUUCACUUUGCCGCUCCCGACGCGACGGUGGAGGUGGGCGCCCUGCAGCGGUUUCUGGACCACUUUCAUUUGGCUGUGGAGGUGAUGCACCUGCAGGACUCCAUCGGGUGCCUCACCUUCCAUGUCUCCCUCCGCGAGGUGGGCGGCGAGGCGGCGGCGGCGGCGGCGCGGUGCUACGCUCUGGGCGACGUGCACAUCAUCGACCUCGGCCUGGGCCCCCCGUUGGCGAGCCCCGACUGCUGCGCCGUCAUGCUGCGCCGCCUCGAGGCGCUGUUGGGGGAGGCGCGCAGCGAGAGCCACAACAGCGCGAUGCGUGAGCUUGCGGCCGACUUUGGUCUCUUCUUGAGCUCCCACUCGCCGCUGACUGCGGCUGCGCGGGAGAAGAUGGCGCUGGAGUCCGCGGCGGUGGCUGGCCCCUCCACGCAGCUGCACGUCCGCCGGCUCGGCGAGGGCGGCAACGGGGGCGCGCCCUUCCCGAGCGCCACAGUUUUCUUCGACGGCGAGCGCCUCUCCGUCGUGGACGAGUGGAACCCGCUCGUGGAACUGUGGCAGGUGUAG